Messenger RNA from Macroventuria anomochaeta, 2650 nucleotides. RefSeq lists its product as uncharacterized. The coding region runs from base 293 to 2521 and encodes 742 amino acids. The record is from RefSeq and is a predicted model, not a curated record. The transcript has a single exon. Lineage: Eukaryota; Fungi; Ascomycota; Dothideomycetes; Pleosporales; Didymellaceae.
CUGCGUGCCUCACACUGCAUCCCCGCACAGAUGCCGCGUGAGGGGCCCGUUUGUGGCGGCCCGCAAACAUCGAUCAUGCAGCGCGUCUGGGCACCGUAUGAUCGUGAACGGGCCAGGCUUAGGCAACCUAGAGAGCCUGGAUGAUGCCUGAAGUGUAGCUGCGGGUGCAUAAAGCGAUGUGCUGGGCGAUGAUGAGGGGGCAGGGGUGCGGGAGAGGGGUAUCAAAAGGUAUGCCUGCCUCGGUGGAUAGAUUCUGGGACAUCUAACAAGACCGUUGUUGAUAGCCUUCCACAUGGAUUACACUACGACACCGGUUCCAUACUUACCUCGGCUCGGCCACCUCGCGUUUCUGGAUCUUGAGGUGGAAGAGCUGGACACCUCGAGUUUGCAAGCAAGGCUCAUUCAAUCACCAACACGAGAGUUCCUUCUCUCGAGACGAAGAAUAUGGGAUACAGCAACCAGAGAUGAGAUCGAUGCAGACACGCUACUGGCGGACCUCGGUCAUCUGGCCCCGUCGGUGGCUAAGGACUUCAUUUCCAAGGAACAUACCGAGGCCAGCUUCGCGUUCCGAUUGAUCAACGAUGUCGACUACCAUGGUGAGGAGGAGGGAUAUAUAGCUAUGAGCUAUUGCUGGAAGAAAAUGAACCGGGACACACCAAGGAAAGUUGUCGAAGACUUACCGUUCGCCUGGACUAGAGAGGUUGAACAAUUUCCCCUGCCGACUAGUGGGACUCUGUUCCAAGCCGUGCUCAAGGAGAAAAGUGCAAGAGAAGGGCUGUGGUUCGAUCAAGUUUGCAUCAACCAAGACGAUGAGGCAGAGAGAGCCACCAUCAUUGGUGCGAUUGACGCAAUCUACAAGAAUGCGAGAACUGUAGUCGUGGCUUUGGACGAUAUCGUGGCUACACCAGAAGAAGAACAGUUCCUUCGAAGCUACUUGGAUCAGUACAGCUACUCCGACUUGGCUAUCGACCAGCAACCUAAUGCGCACCAAAAUCCACCUUUCAUGUACCAACAUCCAGCAUUUGUUUCUUUCUUCGAGCGCUUCAUUCAGUCAGAGUAUUUUGAGCGGGCCUGGUGCGCGCAUGAGAUAAGGCUGGGACAGCAGCACGUCUUUCUCUUGCGUUGUUCGUCUCAGUACGUCGAUGAGGUUCAGACUGUGAUACGGUUUACAACAUAUUUUCUGCUUCAUAUGCUGGUUCUGGCGAGCGAGCUUCUCACAUCUACGCCUGCACAACAGACGAGGAUACGGACAUUACAAGACCUUCUCAUCGGACACAGCAGCACUCAGGGGAAAAAAGAUCUUGCAGUUCGAAGACCUGAUACUCCGCAGACACUAAACUUCGAGCCUGCCGCUUUUGUACCGAAAAUGGUGGAUACGUUCCAAAUGAAAGCAGGUGGCAAUCCACGAUUACCAGAAUAUCUGAGAAGACUGGAUGCCAAUCGAGACAAGACUUGCAUCGCUCUGAGCACCUCCAAGCUUCCCAUAACUCUGGCACCCUCCAACCCAUAUCAACGGCCAAAUAUUGAAGACGAGUGCCUUCGAUCACUAUUGCUCGUCGGGCUUGCUGCUCGAGACCCUGUCUGUCUUUGCACGACAGGCACACCACUGCAACUACACGACGGCUCAGUAUCCUGGCUCUCGAGACCUACAUCACUAGACACGCAUUCCAAUCGUUCAAUACCCCGGCGGUUUCCGCCAAGUUCAAAUCCAAUACGACAGUCUUCCGACGGCAGAGCAGAGUACGCUCAGCUCAAUCUUAUCUUCCUCGACCUUCCACAUCGCUCGAAUCCGAAUCCGCUUUUUCCAACUCACAUCGCACGAGCACGAUUGUUCAUCCAUCUUUGCAUACAAUUCCGCAUUCCCGGUCCGGGCAUGUGGGGCUUCUGGCAAGGCCCCGACCACCAGCGCGCUGCAUCAAUGUGCAACGCCUUCAUCCAAACCCUCGGCUGUAUCUUCAACUGCGGCCCGCAAUGGCUUCUGGAGCUCACCACCAGUCACAACUUCUCUCACAUAUCUACACUCGAACCUCACACUAUCGACAUGCUGCUCAACCCCCACCUCAUCAUCCAAAACUACAUCCUCCUCCCUGAAGGCCAAUCCGCACUAUCCUCCCUCCUCGCCUGCAUCUCAAGCAUCCUCAUAUCCGGCAUCCCGUGGGCAAGCGGCGCAACAGAACGCACUCACGGCCCGCUCAUCGUAUCCGCACCCACACCAUCCUAUCUAUCCAUCGACCCCACCUGCGGCAGCAAAGCAAUCAUCUUCGCCCCCUUCGUGCACAGCAAGACGCUGCUCAUUGCCAUUCCGGACGCGGUCAAGGCAGCGGAGUACGAUGGCUUGGCCAGAGCGUGGGUGCUCACGAGUAUGAACCCGUUUACCGGCAGUCCAAAACAGAGUGUGAGUUGGACGCUGCAGAGUAAGGGUGUGGUUUUUGGAGACGGGAAUUUUAAGGCGGGGUUGGCAAGAUGUGGGGAGGUGAGGUGUCAUCGGGUUUACGGGCCGAGUGGGCAGAUGAGUGCGUGAUUAUGGGUUCGGGAUGAGUGAUGCGAGGUGGUUGUCGUUUGGUGUGAACAAACGUAUGAGGUAUGGGUUUUUGUGAUGAUGAGGCUUGGAAAUAGGCAGACUGUGAUCUUGUUACGAUAGCGAAGUGUA